AUGCUUCCGUCAGAAACACUCGUUGGGCCAAGUGAGAAGAAUGCUCCAGGGCGCAAAGUUAACAAACAACGGGUUACUUUUAUGCCAUGUAGUAAUGUGACAGGCGACCACAAGUUACGGAUGGUGGUCAUCGGAAAAUCCAAAAAUCCCAGAGCAUUUAAAAACGUCAAGGUACCUGUCACAUACUUCGCCUCUAGAAAUGCCUGGAUGACGCAGGAUAUCUUUAAAACCUGGUUCCAUAAGGAUUUUGUGCCAGCAGUUCGUCGAUUUUCUGCUGCAAGUGGCAUUCCACCUAGAGCUAUUUUGCUACUAGAUAAUUGCUCGGCGCAUCAUAUGAAUGAUGAUCUCAAAAGUGAAGAUGAUUUGAUCAUUGCAUACUUUUUGCCUCCAAAUGUGACAGCCAUGAUUCAACCUAUGGAUCAAAACGUGAUUCAAAAUUGUAAGCUACGAUAUCGCGAAAAACUUCUGCUUCAUGUCAUGGCACGCAGCCGAGAAAACGACAUAGAUCAAUGCUUGAACCAAAUCUCGAUGAAGGAUGUAUGUUUCUGGAUUCACGAUGCUUGGACUGAAGUACAAAAUACAGUGAUUCAGCUGUCCUGGAGAAAAAUUGGUGUUAUUUUCAAUGAUAAACUAGUACACGAAGACGACGUUCCUCUGACACAACUGCUGAAUAUUGAUAAAAGCGAAAAUACGAUGGAACCACACAUUGUUGAGGAGAGAUAUGUUAGUAAGGCUUAUACAGACGAAGAUAUUUUGAGUAUGGUACUGGACGAUCAGUCAGCUAGCGAAGAACUCGAGCAAUUAGAACUGAACUUUGCAGAAACAGCACCAGGUUCAGAAUCAGCCGCAUCGGGUUCUUAUCAGCAGGAUGAAUCGCCAGAAGUUAUUAACGAUAUUGAAGCAGUGCGAAUGUUGGACAAGAUAGUUGAUUGGGCUGAUGCCUCAGAUCUUUCGAUCGAUGAUGUCAUCUUCUUUCGUCGAAUUAGGGAAAUUGCUCUAAAAAAAUCGAUGUAA
Messenger RNA from Wyeomyia smithii (pitcher-plant mosquito), 1014 nucleotides. Its product is annotated as jerky protein homolog-like. The transcript has a single exon. Lineage: Eukaryota; Metazoa; Arthropoda; Insecta; Diptera; Culicidae. Gene Ontology annotation, cellular component: nucleus. The coding region runs from base 1 to 1014 and encodes 337 amino acids. The record is from RefSeq and is a predicted model, not a curated record. Gene Ontology annotation, molecular function: DNA binding.